Meriones unguiculatus (Mongolian gerbil) is the source of this 8130-nucleotide messenger RNA. RefSeq names its product transient receptor potential cation channel subfamily M member 6 (gene Trpm6). Gene Ontology annotation, cellular component: apical plasma membrane. Gene Ontology annotation, molecular function: monoatomic cation channel activity; protein serine/threonine kinase activity; ATP binding. Gene Ontology annotation, biological process: protein phosphorylation; monoatomic cation transmembrane transport; protein tetramerization. The transcript has 39 exons. Lineage: Eukaryota; Metazoa; Chordata; Mammalia; Rodentia; Muridae. The record is from RefSeq and is a predicted model, not a curated record. Bases 312 to 6395 code for a protein of 2027 amino acids.
UAGAAUAGGUAGGAUUUGCGAAACGCUGGCUUUCAAGUCCUCUAGUCUCCACCCGAAGAUGAUUAUCAUAGCUGAAGUUUUGGCUACCGCGUGGACCCUCCCGAAGGGCAGGACCCGCAGCCUUUCCUCCGGGAGUUGGGACCCGGCCAGAGCUGGGUCGUGGCCGAGCGGAAACCGAACCCGGGGUCGGGGUGGCGGGCAGCGCGUGUGAGUCCGGGUCUCCGGAGACCGAGUUCUGGAGGAAUCGAGUCCCAGGAGGUGUCCGGUUCCCGGAGGAAUCCGCCGUCGCUUCGGCUCCUGCGGCGGUGAGAAUGAAGGUCAAGAAAUCCUGGAUUGAAGGAGUAUUCUACAAGAGAGAAUGUAACAAAUUCAUACCCAGCUCAAAAGACCCUCACAGAUGCACUCCAGGCUGCCAAGUCUGCCAGAAUUUAGUCAGGUGUUACUGUGGCCGGCUGAUUGAAGAUCAUCAUGGGAUGGACUUCGCCUGGGGCCUCCCAGCGAUGGAAGGCGAUGGCAACGAGCAGUGGUGUGUUGAGAAGCACACAGCAAAAAGCCCUACAGAUGCCUUCGGCACCAUUAAUUUCCAAGAUGGAGAACAUAUCUACCACUCCAAGUAUAUUAGAACUUCUUGUGAUACAAAAGCGGAUCAUCUGUUGCAUUUAAUGUUGAAAGAAUGGAAUAUGGAGCUGCCGAAGCUUGUGAUCUCUGUCCAUGGGGGUCUCCAGAACUUCAAGAUGUCCUCCAAGAUCAGAGAGACCUUCAGCCAGGGUCUGGUCAAAGCUGCAGAGACCACAGGAGCAUGGAUAAUUACCGAAGGCAUAAACUCAGGCGUGUCCAAGCAUGUGGGGGAUGCCUUAAAAGCCCACUCCUCUAUGUCUUUGAGGAAAAUCUGGACAGUUGGAAUACCUCCUUGGGGUGUCAUUGAGAACCAGAGAGAACUGAUUGGAAAAGAUGUGGUAUGCAUGUACCAGACUCUGGGUAACCCGCUCAGCAAGCUCACCACACUCAACUCUAUGCACUCUCACUUCAUCCUGUGUGAUGAUGGGACUGUGGGCAAGUAUGGCAAUGAAAUGAAGCUCAGGAGGAACCUGGAGAGGCAUCUCUCAAUGCAGAAGAUAAACAGCUGCUCAAGACAAGGUGUCCCUGUGGUGGGGCUGGUGGUGGAAGGAGGUCCUAAUGUCAUCCUCUCGGUGUGGGAGACUGUCAAGAACCAGGAGCCCGUGGUGGUGUGCGAGGGGACAGGCAGAGCUGCUGACCUCUUGGCCUUCACCUACAAACAUUUGGAGGAUGGGGGGAUUCUGCGCCCUCAGGUGAAAGAAGAGAUCUUCUGUCUGAUUCAGAACAUGUUCAACUUUAGCCUUAGACAGUCUAAGCACCUUUUUCAAAUUCUAAUGGAGUGCAUGGAACACAAGGAUUCCAUUACCAUAUUUGAUGCUGAUUCUGAGGAGCACCAAGACCUUGAUUUGGCAAUCCUCACGGCUUUGCUGAAGGGUACAAGCUUAUCGCUAUCAGAACAAUUAAAUCUGGCAAUGGCUUGGGACAGAGUGGACAUUGCCAAGAAACAUAUCCUAAUUUAUGGACAGCAUUGGAAGCCUGAAGUUCUAGAACAAGCAAUGUUAGAUGCCUUAGCGAUGGAUCGGGUGGAUUUUGUGAAGCUCUUGAUAGAAAAUGGGGUGAACCUCCACCGUUUCCUCACCAUCCCCCGGCUGGAAGAUCUUUAUAACACAAAACAAGGACCAACUAAUACAUUUUUGCAUCAUCUUGUCCAAGAUGUAAAGCAGCACACACUUCUCUUGAGCUACAGAAUCACGCUCAUCGACAUCGGGCUGGUAAUAGAGUACCUCAUUGGGGGAGCAUAUCGAAGCAGCUACACUAGGAAAAGUUUCAGGGUGCUCUACAACAACCUCUACAGAAAACGCAAGAGUGUGAGCAGCUUUGCUCAGAGCCUUUCCCAGCACCCUUUUCAUCAGAGAUAUUCCUUGGGAAAUCGAAAGGAGUCUUCGGAAAGCACACUGCAUUCCCAGUUCUUUAGGACUGCCCAGCCCUACAAAUCCAAGGACAAGGCUGAAGACUCCAAUAAAUCCAAGAAGAAGUCAAAGGAAAGACACAGCCUAUCAGAGGACCCUGAGGCCGUUGGUUUCCUCUACCCGUACAAUGACCUGCUGGUGUGGGCUGUGCUGAUGAAGAGGCAGAAGAUGGCCAUGUUCUUCUGGCAGCAUGGCGAGGAGGCCACAGUCAAGGCUGUCAUUGCUAGUAUUCUGUACAGAGCCAUGGCCCGGGAAGCCCAGGAGAGCAACAUGGUUGACGAUACUUCAGAAGAGUUGAAAAAUUACUCGGAGGAGUUUGGCCAGCUCGCCCUGGAUGUAUUGGAGAAGGCCUUCAAGCAGAACGAGCCGAUGGCCAUGAAGCUGUUGACCUAUGAACUCAAGAACUGGAGCAAUUCCACCUGCUUGAAACUGGCGGUGUCUGGGGGACUGCGGCCCUUUGUGUCACAUUCUUGUACCCAAAUGCUACUAACAGACAUGUGGAUGGGACGUCUGAAGAUGAGGAAAAACUCCUGGCUGAAGAUAAUCAUCAGUAUCCUUUUACCACCCAUGAUUUUGACAUUGGAAUUUAAAAGCAAAGCAGAGAUGUCACAUGUCCCACAAUCCCAGGAUUUCCAGUUUACGUGGAAUUACAGCGACCAGAGCCUGAAUAGCACCAAAGAGAGUGUGAAAGACUAUGACUUGGAAAGAGGCCCUGAUGAGAAGCCGGAUGGAAAUCUGCACUUAGACUUAAGAAAAGAGCCCCAGAGCCUCCCCUGGACGAGGAGAAUCUAUGAAUUCUACAGCGCUCCCUUUGUCAAGUUUUGGUUUUACACGAUGGCUUAUUUGGCAUUCCUCAUGCUGUUCACUUACACAGUGUUGGUGGAGAUGCACCCCCAACCCAGCAUACAAGAGUGGCUUGUCAUCAUUUAUAUCUUCACCAAUGCCAUUGAGAAGGUCAGGGAGAUCUGCAUUUCAGAACCCAGCAAGUUUACUCAAAAGGUGAAGAUGUGGCUGAGUGAGUACUGGAAUCUAAUGGAGACAGUGGCUAUUGGCCUGUUUUCAGUUGGUUUUGGCCUACGGUGGGGACACCCACCUCUGCUCACUGUAGGAAGACUCAUCUACUGCAUAGACAUCAUAUUCUGGUUCUCUCGGCUCAUGGACUUCUUCGCUGUGAAUCAACACGCGGGGCCGUACGUGACCAUGGUUGCAAAGAUGGCAGCAAACAUGUUCUACAUCGUGGUCAUGAUGGCCAUCGUCCUGCUGAGCUUUGGCGUGUCGCGCAAAGCCAUCCUCUCACCAAAGGAGCCUCCUUCCUGGCGCCUGGCUCGGGAUAUUGUAUUUGAGCCCUAUUGGAUGAUGUAUGGAGAAGUCUAUGCUUCAGCGAUAGACGUUUGUUCAGGUGAAACUUCAUGUCCUCCGGGUUCUUUCCUGACCCCGUUCCUGCAAGCUGUCUACCUCUUUGUGCAGUACAUCAUCAUGGUGAACCUGUUGAUCGCCUGCUUCAACAACAUUUACUUAGAUAUAAAAUCCAUCUCAAAUAAGCUCUGGAAAUACAACCGCUAUCGCUACAUCAUGACCUAUCACCAGAAGCCCUGGCUGCCGCCGCCUUUCACCCUGCUGAAUCACAUGUGCCUGCUCCUCCGAGGGCUGUGCUGCCGACCAGCGCCGCAUGACCAGGAAGAGGGUGAUGUCGGGCUAAAACUCUACCUCACAAAGGAUGACCUGAAAAAGCUUCAUGAUUUCGAGGAGCAGUGUGUGGAGAAAUAUUUCCAUGAGAAGACGGAAGGUCUGAAUUGUAGUUUUGAGGAACAAAUCCGAGUGACGUCAGAAAGGGUUUCAGAGAUGUUCUUCCAACUGAAAGAAAUGAACGAAAAGGUGUCUUUUAUAAAGGACUCCUUAUUAUCCUUGGAUAGCCAGGUGGGACACCUACAGGACCUCUCUGCCCUGACUGUUGACACCCUAAAGGUCCUUUCUGCUGUUGACACCUUGAAAGAAGAUGAGAUACUUUUGUCCAGCAGAAAGCAUUCUGCUGGCAGAAAACAUCCCCACAGCUGGACCAAUGUCAUCUGUGCAAAUGUUCUAAGCAGCAUGGGGAGCUGCGGAAAGAAGAAAUUUCAGUACUAUAGCAUGCCCCCUUCUUUGCUGCGGAGUCUUGCUAGAAGCCAGCUUCCCCAACAAGUGCAGAGUGGUGCCCUUGUGGAGGUUACACACAGCAAGAGAGAGGACCCCCAUGUAAGAGAAGACCAGGAGGAACAAGAAAUGAAAUCGAGGACAGUUACUUCCGGGAUGUCCCAUGUCAGACAAACACACUCCAAGUACGGCCAGUUUCUCCUGGUCCCAUCUUCUGGCGAGCAAGUUCCUUUGUCUUUGAGGACAUCCCCACCUCUUUUAAGAUCAUCUAAGGAGGCAGACAUGGAUGGCCUGGCACUGGAACAUACACAUCACACUGAGAUCACUAUCAACCUGCCUGGGCAGACCCCUGCUGCCUCCCACCAGGCAUUGGUAGCAGAACACAAAGAGCAACACAAGGAAGUCACACAGAUGCCAGCCAAACCUGAAAAGGCAGAACAAGAUCCACUCAUGUUCAGUGGCAUACCUGCUCCUGUGUCAAUAACCUCUCUUCCCUCCAGAGCUGUCAGUAUGCAGGAUGAAGGUGGAUAUUUGAACUGGGCAUUUUCAGAAAGUGACGAAACUGAUGUGUUUAGUUUUGGAAAAAAGUGGAAAACUUGCUUGCCCUCCACUGGCAGCAGUGACUCCAUUCCAGAUGGAGUCUGCUCUCAGCAGAUUGGAGACGAGUCUGGACUGCACAGCUCAAAAAGGCUGGCCAACGGUGGUGAGUGCUCAGUGGGGGAAGGACCAUGGACCCAACCGAGAAGAUCCUUUUGGAUCAAUCCUCUCCGCAGAGACAGACCUCUCAUUAAGAGCCACAGUUUAAGAUUCCACAAGGAGGAGAGACUGAAGAAAAGCUGGAAUAACAGUAGCCUUUCAAAAUCCUCAGAGACAGGUUCAGCAUGGAUCAAAGCAAAACUGCUAACCAAGAACAGGAGCCUGUCAAAGAAAAAGAAGACUCAGGGACUCCAGGUGCCCGUGAUAACAGUGAAUGCGUGCUAUCAAAGUGACCAGUUGAAUUCAGCGCCAGAAGAGACAAACAGCGCUGCAGAGUUCAACAAGAACUGGCUCUCUGUGUCCAACUUCAGCCAGAUAAGUUUAGAACCUUAUAUAUAUCAUAAAAUGAAAAUGAAGGAAAUUGAGCAACAUACUACCCAAGCCAGUGAUUACCUAAAGUGCUGUGAAGAGGACCCGGAUGAAAACCCUUCGUGGAAUUCCAGGAGCGCCAGCCUCAACAGGCGAUUUCAAACAAGAAGCCCAAAUGAAGUUGACAAGAUCUCGGCCUCCUUAAAAAGCCCUCAAGAGCCUCAACACCAUUAUUCAGCCAUUGAAAGGAAUAAUUUAAUGAGGCUGUCUCAGACUAUACCGUUUACACCAAUCCAGCUGUUCGCAGGAGAGGAAGUGACCAUCUACAAGCUUGAAGAAAGUUCCCCUCUGACCCUCGACAAGAGCAUGUCCUCCUGGUCCCAGCAUGGCAGAGCUGCCAUGAUCCAGGUGCUGUCACAAGAGGAAAUGGAUGGAGGCCUCCGCAGAGCCAUGCGAGUCCUCAGCACCUGGUCUGAGGACGACGUACUCAAGCCCGGCCAGGUUUUCAUUGUGAAGUCCUUCCUCCCAGAGGUUGUGCAGACGUGGUAUAAAAUCUUUCAGGAGAGCACUGUGCUUCAUCUUUGCCUUAGGGAAAUUCAACAGCAAAGAGCUGCCCAAAAACUCAUCUAUACCUUCAACCAAGUAAAACCACAAACUAUUCCCUAUACUCCAAGGUUUCUAGAGGUUUUCUUGAUCUACUGCCAUUCAGCCAACCAGUGGUUAACCAUUGAGAAGUUCAUGUCUGGGGAGUUCCGGAAAUACAAUAACAACAACGGUGAUGAAAUCGCACCCACCAACACCCUGGAAGAGCUGAUGUUGGCUUUCUCUCACUGGACAUAUGAGUACACCCGGGGAGAGCUGCUGGUUUUAGAUUUGCAAGGUGUUGGAGAAAACUUGACAGACCCGUCUGUUAUAAAGCCCGAAGACAAACAAUCAAGAGGGAUGGUGUUUGGACCGGCCAAUUUAGGGGAAGAUGCAAUUAGAAGCUUCAUUGCAAAACAUCGCUGCAACGCCUGCUGUGGGAGGCUCAGGCUGCCGGAUUUAAAAAGAAAUGAUUAUUCUCUCGCAAGGACACAUCGCAACUCGGGACUAGAGAAAAUUGUUGAACCCGCUGAGGGGCUUCCAGCAAGAGACAUAAAUAGAAGUUCCAUGGAAGAUCUCACACGUCUAUAAGAAGGGAGGCAAAGGAAGAUGACGGUUUCCCAGCUCCUUCUGCCGUGAACUCUGAGGUGACGAACAUAGAUCGGCACGGUCCUGUGUCAGAAUCUCUGUCAGGAUGACUUUGCAAUGUGGAACUCCCUGGAAGUGUCCUCUGACCCUCCUCUCCCACUGCGCAGAGGGCACAGCAUAUCAUGGAGGGCUCCUCCUGCGUAUUGACCUCUGGGCAGAAUGUUUGGUGUACAUUGCUCAUCAGCAGGUUCUGCAUCAAGACUCUAGAUGAGCCAGUUAGGAAUACUUUUCUUUAUACCUCAUUGCUUCAGCUGGCCACUUGGAGCUGUUGGAGUAGAGUGCGGCACACUCAGGAUCCAGGGGAUAAAUUAAUUUAUUUUCUCACUGUGUUGCAGACUGGUCCCUACUGUGAUUCAUUAUUUCAUCCAGGGGUUGUACAUAUGUGUAUACAUACGUUAAGAAUAUAUGUGAUUUCUUCUUUCUUUUAUAGCAAUAUAAGAUUUGAAUAGCAGCAGCAGGGAAAACCCUGGGAAGAGUGUCUGUUGGCCUUGUUUGGAGCAUAAAUAGCCAUAAAAAGUCCAUGUCUAGAUACAUUGGAGUAUUAUCAUCCAAUCACUUGGGUUUUUCCAGUGUCUUCGAACAAAAGAAAAGGACAAAUAUAAACCAAUCUUUCUUGCAUCUUUUUUUUUCAAAGAAAAUGAGGAUAUAUGUAGGAUAUGUAAUGCUGCAAACUGUUAAGAAAGGUUUUACUUUAUUAAUCUCAGAAACACUAUGGCCAGAAACCCUUGCCACUCUGUUCAUCCUCUCCCUCUCAGCGCUGUAUCCUGUCACAUCCAUGCUCUCCUUGUGCAGCCCCGUGGGGAAAGAUGCUGAAAUGUUUUGCAGGUAUUCCCCACCCACUUCCUUUGUAGAAUUCUGACGAUUUGAACAUUUCAUCAGUUUCCGGAGGUUAAAGUGAGGUAUUCCUGGAAGCAACCCCGUGUUGCGGGCAGCUCCCUCUUGCAUGCUUAGGCAGGGUUGCCCUGCUUCAGAACAAGCAUGGCUUUUACAGCAGCCACAGAGAUGGGAACAGGGAGACAUCUCCCUGUCCACCCCUGCAGCUCCUCUCUUGAUAUGCAUUCCCACUGGCCAGAAGCUAACCUCCUGGACCUAAACAUCUUUGUCUUUAGUGCUUACCUCAGGUGACUGACUUCUGAGUCUGCUCAAGAAUUCUAAAUUCCUACCUUCUUAGGCGGCACCUCAAGGAAAGUGUUGCAUAGUGGGGUGGAAAGCAAUCGUAUGGGGUUCAUGCAACUUCGAGGGUUCAUCUAUAAUCCUUUUCCUUCUGCUCUGGGGUUGGUAGGAGGUGAGGAAUUUGGGCAAUUUCUUCUCUUUCCUCCCUCUCUCCCACUUUUCUUCCCUCCUUAUCUUCUUCCCUUCCCUCCUUCCUCUUUCCCUCUUUCCCUCCUUUCCCUCUGUGUAUCAUAGCCAACAUACUCCCAAUCCUCCUGUCUCAGUCCCCUAGGUAUGUGCUUGGGUGAAACAGUGAUUGGCAAUGAGGGUAAAUACUGCUGUCGGGGGAUGAUGCUCAGCAGUAUUGUCCAAUCUCUGAAUAAAUAAGGGAUCCAUUGGUCUCACUUCAGUGCUGUUCUGGAAAGGGGCAGAGUUUACCUAUCCAAGGGCCAAACUAAACACAUCAAUUUAUUGACCAAAAUACUUGUAAACUGGAGUGAAACUUGAAAGCAAAUAAAUUCUGAUU